This is a messenger RNA of Medioppia subpectinata, 1359 nucleotides long. The record is from the annotation of a GenBank genome assembly. Lineage: Eukaryota; Metazoa; Arthropoda; Arachnida; Sarcoptiformes; Oppiidae.
AUGGGCAACAUCCCUGUCCUGAACAUUGCUGAUCCGGAUUUAAUCCGGGACAUUAUGGUAAAGGACUUUCACGCGUUCACCGAUCGGACCAAAUUAUGGACAUCAGCCAAUCCGGUCACCGCCCGAAACAUUAACCAUUUGAGUGGCGACGACUGGAAACGCGUGCGAAAUAUAAUCAGCCCGGUCUUUACGAGCAGAAAAAUGCGCCAAAUGUUUCCCGAAAUAAGAGGCUGUUUGCAAACUUUUAUGACCCAUUUGGACAAUGAGGUGGUGCCCGUGGGCCAGAUGGAGCUCGUGAGCACCAUGGCCAAAUUUGCGAUGGAUGUGAUUGGUCGAUGUGUGUUCGCCACUCAAAUCAAUGUGUACACCCCGGGAGAAGACAUUUUCGUAAAAUUGGCGCAAGCUAAAUUUAAUUUCAGUCCAUGGGACGAGUUGUUUACCCUGAUAUUGCCUAAACGGAUCCAACGAUGGCUACGCGUGUCAGACCGGGAUGUGGAUCGAUAUUUUAUUGAACAUGUUAGAAAAGUUAUUCAGGAACGCAAAGAGAAACAACUAAGCCAACAAGAUGGUACUCAAAUUAAAUAUGUUGAUUUCAUCCAGCUACUUUUAGAUGCCGAUUAUAGUUCUAGCACUUCAACCAUUGAUACAAGCGAACAAUUACAUGAAGGGUCUGAAGAAUCAGCGAUGAGACGACAGGCAAUGAAUAUAGCGGUGACUGAAAAGCGGCUGACAGAGGAUGAGGUGAUCGCACAGGCGUUUCUCUUUCAUUUGGUCGGAUACCUGUCCACCAGUUUAACCGUUGGCUACACUGUCUAUGAGUUGGCAAUGAAUGAGACAAUACAGGAGCGUCUGUACGACGAGAUCGCCGGUGCCGUCGACGCCGACGGAGAGAUUGAUUACGAGACACUUUUAGGGCUCAAAUAUUUGGACGCAGUUUUCUCGGAGACCGCGCGACACCACUCGGCGGCCAUACCGUUAGCCCGUGUGGCCAACACUGACUAUAAACUCGGCGAUACCGGUAUUGUUGUGAAAAAGGGACAACAAGUAGAAGUGCCCAUUUAUGCCCUACACCAUUCGUCAGAAUAUUACUCUGAUCCGUUUCAAUAUAACCCUGAUCGUUUUAUGGGGGCUAAUAGGACCAGCAUUAUGCCGCAUGCAUACCUCCCGUUUGGCUCCGGGCCUCGCAAUUGCGUUGGUAUGCGCUUUGCAAUGAUUGAGAUUAAACUGGCCUUGGUACAUCUUGUGCUCCGGUACAAGUUUACCCGCCUGAUCCAUACCGAGAAUCCAAUUAACUAUCGUCGACUAAUUCACGUUAAGUUUCCACUUUCGCUUACCGUUGGUAUCAAUAAGAGAGAGUAG